AUGAGUAAGUUUCUGUUUGGGGUAUCUGACUUGGUGAAGACAGAGUGCAAGAAUGCUAUGCUAUUAGAGGAUGUGAAUAUCUCUAAGCUUAUGACUCAUGCUCAGCAGGUUGAGGAAGAUAUGCUUAGGGAAAUGGCUAAGGACAACAAAAAGGAUCAGAAAGGUAGGGCAUCAGGCUCUAAAUUUCAGGGGAGUGCUUCGAGUAAAAGAACCUUCCAAACUUAUCCAAAGUGUGGUAAGAACCAUCCGGACGAGUGUCUUGCACGCACAGAAGGCUGCUUUGGGUAUGGUCAGUCUGGGCAUAGGUUGAAGGAUUGCCCUUCUGCCAGGCAGGGGCAAGGAAGUAACAACAAUAAAGCUCAGUCUAUAGCUCCAACAACACCAGCAGGUCGCCCAACUCAGUAG
Messenger RNA from Solanum stenotomum, 405 nucleotides. RefSeq lists its product as uncharacterized. Lineage: Eukaryota; Viridiplantae; Streptophyta; Magnoliopsida; Solanales; Solanaceae. The record is from RefSeq and is a predicted model, not a curated record. The transcript is spliced from 2 exons. The coding region runs from base 1 to 405 and encodes 134 amino acids.